AAAUUUUUAAUAUAUUUUUUAAAAAAAAUUUUUUAUUUCAAGCCUGCAUUUCUUUGCAUUUAGUUUUGUUCAUUAAGCACAUUAAAAUGGUUGUAACAAAACUCAUCCAGAUUACCAAUCUAUCGGUUAGACAUUAUUCGACUCCAUCCUUUCCAUUAAAAGGCAUUCGAAUAUUAGACUUAUCAAGAAUCAUUGCUGGACCUUAUUGUUCUAUGGUUCUAAGUGACUUAGGAGCAGAAGUCAUAAAAGUCGAAAAACCAUUUAGUGGAGAUGAAUCUCGAAAAUGGGGACCACCGUUCUUGAAAAAUUCAUCAGAUUCAGUAUAUUUCAUGGCAUGCAAUCGUAAUAAACUGUCAAUAUGUGUAGAUUUAAAAAAAGGCAAAGAUGUCUUGUACGACUUAGCCAAGAAGAGCGAUGUCAUUUUAGAAAAUUAUUUGCCUGGAAAGUUAGAUAAAAUUAGCCUUGGAUAUGAAGUCAUUAAGAAAAUAAACCCAUCAAUCAUUUACUGCUCAAUUACAGGAUUUGGAUCAAAAGGUCCAUAUCACAAUAGGGGUGGAUAUGAUGUCAUAGCUGCAUCAAUGGGAGGUCUUAUUAAUAUUACUGGAGACCAAAACUCUCCAUCUAAAGUUGGCGUUGCUAUUACUGAUAUAUGCACGGGUUUAUAUGCUCAUGGUGCAAUUUUGGCAGCAUUAUAUCAUCGUAACAAUACAGGAAGUGGACAAAAAAUUGAAGUCGAUUUAUUUAGUACACAAAUUGCAUGCUUAAUUAAUAUUGCGUCAAAUUACCUCAAUGCAUCUAUUGAAGGAACUCGAUAUGGUACAGAACAUGCUUCAAUUGUUCCGUAUGCAUCUUUUAAAACAAAGGAUGGAUUUUUUACUAUAGGAACUGGAUCUGAUUCUCAAUUCACUGAACUUUGUGGUUGCUUACAUGUCGAGCAUUUAGCUAAAGAUGAGAAAUUUGUCUCCAAUUCAGAUAGAGUGAAAAACCGUAACGAAUUGUCAAAAAUCUUAAAGGAUAUUUUCAUAAAGGAAGCAAAUGAUCAUUGGUCAAAAACAUUUAAAAAUGCUUCAUUUCCGUUUGGUCCAGUAAAUAACAUGAAAAGUGUUUUUGAUGAUGAUCAUACAAAACAAAUUGAUAUUGUCAAAACUUUACAGCAUAAGGAAGCUGGAGAUGUACGUGUUGUAGGUCCUAAUGUUGUUUAUAGCAAUUCCAGAAAUGAGGCUUAUCUUGCUCCUCCAGUAUUGGGUCAACAUACAUUUGAAAUUUUAAAAAAUGUGUUGAAUUAUGAUGAUGAUAAAAUUAAGACCCUUCAAUCAAAAAAAAUUAUUCAAUAAAUAUUCCGAGUAAGUUUCAUGUGCCAAGAUUACGAUAGA
This is a messenger RNA of Chironomus riparius, 1373 nucleotides long. Lineage: Eukaryota; Metazoa; Arthropoda; Insecta; Diptera; Chironomidae. The record is from the annotation of a GenBank genome assembly.